Mycena citricolor is the source of this 2591-nucleotide messenger RNA. The record is from the annotation of a GenBank genome assembly. NCBI's taxonomy places the organism in Eukaryota, Fungi, Basidiomycota, Agaricomycetes, Agaricales, Mycenaceae.
CCGGUGACAGAGGAAAAAUAGGUUUGGUUCGGAGGGCCUGGUGACCGGUGACGCGAACCUACGGUCGAAAGAGUACAGUAGACUUCGUCCUCUUCCAUUCUUUAACUCCACUAGAAGCGGUAAAAUGGCUGAAAAAUAGGACACCGGCCCGGCGAAAAGGUUGUGGCAUGCUACGGCUUCUACCCCAUGGGUAAACUACACUGGAGCUGAUUUCAUAAUCGAAUCUACAAUCAAAGCGACGAUGGAAGCUACCCCAGAAAGUAAAGAGGCAUCUCAAAGGUCAACCCGGUCGAUAAAUAUUUGUCCAGUGUCUGCUUUCUAAGUUCAGAACCAGAAACUAGUUCCUACUGGGAGGUGGGUUGAUUUCAUUGGCUUCGAUUCCGAACACUGGCACUUGUCCACGGUGCUCGCAUACAGCUGAUUUCAAAAGAUUGGGCGGGUUCUGUUCGUGUGGAGCGCCAAAAACUUAUUGAUAGUUCUUUGUACCUGUUACCUGUACCCCACACUUGCUCCACCUACCCAUUUCCGUGGACCGAUGGCCCGUCGCCGCUUCGCAGCUCACUAUGGGUACCAAUCCCCGUAUCUCCCUCGAAAAUCGACGACUUGUCCUCUAUCAGUUUCAUCAGCUUCGGCAGCGACAGCGACAGAUUGCCGCGGACUUGAUGAUCUCGGAGCGCUCGGUGCGGAGGGUAGUCGGGCAACAACGACGCAUUCAGGCUGGGCUUGAGAGGAGAAUCCCUCUCAGUUCUGAAGAACCCAGGGUUCUUCAGGCCUAUGAUCUUGUGGUGCGUGCAGAGAUCUGGAGGCGCGUCCACUAGAGUAGUCCACCCAUUGACAAUCCGGGUGUGUUUGCGAUAAUGGCCGUCGUUAAUUGCCACGAGACUUGCAUCUCAAGCUCAAAAAUUCUCUCUUUUAUUCGCAGAGGCAUUGGAGCUUGGAGCCGUGUGCGUUGCAGUCACCAGACCGCGUACAAUUAUGAUGUAUGGAUGCUACAGCAAGCAGGUAUCAACAAGUUUUUGGCACUCCACACGAACAGAACCCGCCCAAUCUUUUGAAAUCAGCUGUAAAGCAUCUUUGAAGGUCGAUAGUCCUUGCUGGUAUUGUCUCAGAGAUACAGUUUAUCUGAUCUAUUUAACUCUAAUCUAAUCUACAUAAUCGUUCAAGUACACACACACCAACAACGCGACCAUGGCGUCACUUCGAUGUUGACUGUGACCUCAUGCGAACCAUCCUACAGCCAGUCCCAGGAACGCAGAGCUAAAUCAUCACGGAGGCUAGAUCACCACGGUUAGAAGUGGCAAGCCGCCGGCCGCCUGAGCAUCAGCGUCACAUCCUGCGUAAUGGGUCUUCGAACCACCUCUAGUACAAAUAGCGGACGAACGCGACUGUCGAAAACACCUCUCUCUCAUCAAAAAUCACUACCACGAGCAUGACAUCUACACCAAACGCGCGCGUCCUCUUCAAUAGCAUCCCAAAAGACUACCCGGUCCCCGGAGAGACGACUGUCUACGAUGCAUCCGAGACGAUCGAUCCCGAGAACGUGGACCUCAAGGGCGGAUUCCUGUUCAAGCUGCUGGUGCUGUCGGUCGAUCCGUAUAUGCGGGGACGCAUGCGGGAGCCGGAUGUCGAGUCGUACGCCCCCCCAUUCCAUAUCGGUCAACCACUGGACGGAUACGGAAUCGGGAUCGUCACGCGCUCAGAGAACUCGGAAGUCCCCAAAGAUCGAUAUGUCUACGGACAAGUCCCGUACCAACAAUACACGGUUUUCCCGAAGCUCAACAGCGAGCAGAUGUGGAUCCUGGAGACACAUCCGGAUGUCCCGCUCACGGCGUAUCUGGGGCCCGCCGGCAUGCCUGGACAAACUGCGUUCUGCGGCUGGAAAGAGUUCUCCCAGGCCCAGGCCGGCCAAGUGGCGUUUAUCACGACCGGCGCAGGCGCAGUCGGUUCCGUCGUCGUGCAGCUAGCAAAACACGACGGGCUGCGCGUCAUCGCAUCGGCCGGGUCGGACGAGAAAGUCGAGUUCCUGCGGUCGCUCGGCGCCGAUGUCGCGUUCAACUACAAGACAACUGAUACCCGCGAGGUUUUGAAGCAGCACGGGCCGAUUGAUGUCUACUGGGAUAACGUCGGCGGGGAAACGACAGACGCGGCCCUCGAGCACACCAAGAACGACGCGCGGCUCAUCGUCUGCGGCGCCAUCACGGGCUACAACGGCGCGCCGCAGCCCAUCACGAAAUGGGACCAGAUCUUCGCGCGGACCCUGCACAUCCACGGCCUGCUCGUCUUCGCGCUCCUCCCGAAAUACGUCGCGCAGUUCUACGAGACGGUCCCGCCGCUGAUCGCGCAGGGGAAGAUCAAGUAUCGCGAAGACGUCACGAAAGGUCUGGACAAAGUUGGGGAGGUGAUCCUCGCGGUGCAGAAGGGCGGGAAUACGGGCAAGGCGGUGGUGGUCGUGGCGGAGGAGUGAGCAACCCUUGAGGCCAACUGGGGUGAUUAUUAUGAGUAUCAAGUCUAAAAUAUGGUAGCCGCCGAGGGAUAUGUACAGUAAAUGUAAUUGGCUGACUCGAAUGUCAACAGUUCAGGCCGACGUCAAC